AUGGAUCCCAACCAGCAACAACAACAGGGCAACCCCCAGAACGAGGACUACGUCGACAAGGGCCUCGACUUCGCCGAAAAGAAAUACGGCCAAGGAAAAAUCGACCCUGCCAAGAUGCGCAGCACAAACGAGAAGAUUACCGACGGUGCUCGUAACUUGUUUGAGAAGGUGACUGGAAAAGACGUUCCUUCCAAGUUCUCCAACUAG
This is a messenger RNA of Talaromyces amestolkiae, 207 nucleotides long. RefSeq lists its product as uncharacterized. Lineage: Eukaryota; Fungi; Ascomycota; Eurotiomycetes; Eurotiales; Trichocomaceae. Bases 1 to 207 code for a protein of 68 amino acids. The transcript is spliced from 3 exons. The record is from RefSeq and is a predicted model, not a curated record.